CUUUCCAAAGGAUUGUUCACCAAUCUGGACACCAUUAAUGGUGCCUUUUUCACUAGUUGAGCAGUCUUAGUCUUCUUCUUCUUUCAUAAAUCCAAGUUUGAGCAGUCAUGGAUUCUCAAAAAGUUUUAGCUUUCAAUGAUUUGUAUUCCAAAAGUGAUGUUGAUUAUAGAGUGAAGAAAUUUAAGCUGGAACCCUCACCUGAACUAUCCCUUCAUUUUAAGCAGGAUUUGGAGAAAGUUAAGAGUCAUACUGAAAUCAAUGGGAAACCAUCAAUUGAUUUUGAUGUUCAGAGCUCUUUGAAACAAGAGAUUCGACAACUCGAGAAACGACUAAAAGAUCAGGUAAUGGAGAGACAAGCUUUAGAAAAUGCAGUGGGAUAUCAGUCUUCUUCUUUGAAUUCUUUAAACAAUGGCUCUGCAACUAAGCCGGCCAAAGAACUUAUAAAGGAGAUCGCGACAUUAGAGGUACAAGUCAUGCAUUUGGAGCAAUAUCUGCUUUCGCUCUACCGGAAGGCAUUUGAUCAGCAGUCUAUCAGAGAGAAACCAAAGCGGCAAUUGAGACCGCUUGAAUCUAUCUCGUGUCGGAUGGAGUUGCCUCAGAGAUUACUGAAUGAAACUUCUACUUCAAUGUGCCGUGAGAAGUUAGACAGUUCAAGUGUUUAUCGUUCUCAUUCGGCACUCUCAUAUCGUUCAGCUAAGAAGCCGGCAACUCUUGCUAGAGCCCUUGACUCAUUUCAUUCUCAAUCAUUGUGUUUUCUUGAGGAUGAUCAAAGUGCCACUCAAAGGGAAACGAGUUUAGCUGAAUAUCUCGGUUCCGCUAUUGUUGAUCAUGUUCCUGAAACACCGAACAUAAUUUCUGAAAACAUGGUUCGGUGCAUGAGUGUGAUAUAUUGCAAACUUUCAGACCCUCCUCUAGUUUGUCACGGUUAUCAGUCACCUACUUCAUCGUUUUCAUCAGCUAGUGCUCUUUCUCCCCAACAUUCAGGAGAUGUAUGGAGUCCUCGUUAUCGGAAAGAGUCUAUACUUGAUUUUCGGUUAAUAAAUCCUUUCCGAGUUGAAGGCCUCAAAGAGUUCAGUGGACCUUACAAUUCAAUGGUUGAAAUUCCUUACAUUUGUAGGGACAAUUGUCGGCUCAGAGACGUCCAAGAUUUGCUUCAAAAUUAUCAAUCUCUUGUUGAUCGAUUGGAAUCAGUCAAUCUAAGACGGAUGAAAACCGAAGAAAAGCUUGCAUUUUGGAUAAAUGUACACAAUGCCAUGAUGAUGCAUGCUUACCUAGUCCAUGGAUUUCCACAUAAAAACAUAAAAAAACAAACUUUACUAGCCAAGAUCACGUAUCUCAUUGGUGGUCAUUCUGUAAGUGCCGACAGAAUUCGAGGACCUAUUCUGAGAUGUAAUUCAAAAUGUCCAAGAGAGUGGCUGAAAUUACUACUUUCUCCGAGAAUGAAAUUCAAAGUUAGAGACGAAUAUCAAGGAUACGCGCUCGAACACACGGAGCCUCUCUUAUAUUUUGCAUUGAGUUCUGGAACUCAUUCUGAUCCCGCGGUUCGAAUUUACACACCGAAAAAACUAGUAGCGCAACUACAAGUUGCAAAAUCAGAGUACAUUCGCGCAACGGUAGGCAUAAAGGACAAACACACGAUCACUCUGCCGAAGAUGCUCGACACAUACGCAAAGGAAAGUGGUUUAAAUUCACAAGCAUUGAUAGACAUGAUUCGACAAUAUCUGCCGGAGACUCUAAGAAGAGCAAUGCGGCAAUGUCGAACAGGGAGAGCUCAUAAAAUCAUCGAGUGGGUGCCUCAUAACUUUGCGUUUCGGUAUCUGCUGUCAAGAGAACUAACACAACCUGCAGUGUAAAUUUGAAAAGAAAGAUUUGUACAGAGAAUCGAGAUGAAACUAGACUUGUUUCUGCAUUUGAUUUAACUGCAAGUCAAUUAAUUUUCUCAGUUACUGUGAUUAUAUUUAAAGAAAACUUUGAAUUAUGAUGAAGAAUUUGGUACUAUUCAAUGUA
This is a messenger RNA of Dioscorea cayenensis subsp. rotundata (Guinea yam), 2007 nucleotides long. RefSeq lists its product as uncharacterized. Bases 108 to 1853 code for a protein of 581 amino acids. The transcript has 12 exons. The record is from RefSeq and is a predicted model, not a curated record. Lineage: Eukaryota; Viridiplantae; Streptophyta; Magnoliopsida; Dioscoreales; Dioscoreaceae.